AUGAGCAUCAGCCGGUAUCCGCGACAUGUUCCACUGAACGCUUUCCAACGGGCCUUUUUGUUUGCUAGUUCUGGCAUUGCCGCAUUGAUCAAUCCUCGCCGCCAUGAUCUGGUUGCCACGUUUGGAGAAAUGACAAUGCAGCCCUUUUUCGCUGAGCGGCUCCGGAAGGAAAUGCUCAGCGACAAAGUGGGCCGGCAGCUGCUGAGGGAACGACCAAGAAUCACAUCAAAAUCACUAGAUAUCGACUAUCUGAGACAACUUCCCGCCAACACAGUGGGCAGACAGUAUGUGGAAUGGCUGGAUCGCGAGCAUGUCUCUCCAGAUACUCGGCUAGAUGUGCGGUUCCUGGAUGACCCUGAAUGCGCGUAUGUGAUGCAGAGAUACCGCGAAUGCCACGACUUUUAUCACUCAAUUACAAAGCUGCCGGUAUUUAUGGAAGGUGAGAUUGCUGUCAAGGCGUUUGAGUUUGCUAACCUCGGUAUCCCCAUGACCGGGCUUGCGGCUUUUUCGGAGCCCUUCAAGCUAAAGAAGCAGGCGGCAAGAGACCGUAUGUGGAGCAUCUACAUCCCUUGGGGUCUUGCCAAUGGUGCCUUCUCUAAACCUCUCAUCAACGUAUACUGGGAGGAGCAGUUGGAGCGCGAUGCAGACGAGCUUCGCUCUGAACUGGGCAUUGCUUUGCCGCCUGAUCUGCGGACCCUUCGCAAACCGCCGUUGGAUCAACCACAUGGCUUUGUCAUGAUGGAGGGGCAGCAGAAACGCCUACGGGCGGCUUGUUCAGAGGCCAAAGACCUGGCGUACGCUCCCUACUCGAAAUUUAGGGUUGGAGCCGCGGUUCUGUAUGGCGAUAAUACGAUUGUGAAAGGCGCGAAUGUUGAGAACGCCAGUUUUGGUGCGGGGCUAUGUGCAGAACGGAGUGCGUUGGUGACAGCUCGAAUGGAAGGCAAGGACUGCCAAAUCAAGGCUAUUGCCGUGACUACGGACACAGAAGAACUAGUUAGUCCUUGCGGUAUUUGCCGUCAAUUCAUUAGAGAAUUUUCAGAGCCCGAACUUCCCAUCUAUAUGUUUACAAACAGCGGCGACCUUACUGUCCGAACCCUGGGCGAGCUGCUUCCGCUGAGUUUUGGUCCGGAUAAUCUGUUGAGUCGAGGGGGUUGA
Messenger RNA from Wickerhamiella sorbophila, 1155 nucleotides. RefSeq names its product Ubiquinone biosynthesis protein coq4, mitochondrial. The transcript has 2 exons. Gene Ontology annotation, biological process: ubiquinone biosynthetic process. Gene Ontology annotation, cellular component: mitochondrion; mitochondrial inner membrane. Bases 1 to 1155 code for a protein of 384 amino acids. Gene Ontology annotation, molecular function: cytidine deaminase activity; zinc ion binding. Lineage: Eukaryota; Fungi; Ascomycota; Dipodascomycetes; Dipodascales; Trichomonascaceae. The record is from RefSeq and is a predicted model, not a curated record.